AUGGCCGACAUGAAGACCGGCAUCUUCGCCAAAAACGUCCAGAAACGCCUCAACCGCGCCCAGGAGAAGGUACUUCAGAAACUAGGAAAAGCAGAUGAAACAAAAGAUGAACAGUUUGAAGAAUACGUUCAAAACUUCAAACGGCAAGAGGCAGAGGGUUCCAGGCUCCAGAGAGAACUGAGAGGAUACUUAGCAGCCAUCAAAGGGAUGCAAGAUGCCUCAAAGAAGCUGACAGAGUCUCUUCAUGAAGUGUAUGAGCCAGAUUGGUAUGGACGAGAGGAUGUCAAAAUGAUUGGAGAGAAAUGUGAUGAGCUUUGGGAAGACUUCCAUCAAAAGCUGGUGGAUGGGUCGUUGUUGACCUUGGAUACAUAUCUAGGACAAUUCCCUGAUAUCAAAACUCGCAUUGCAAAACGCAGCAGAAAGCUGGUGGACUACGACAGUGCAAGGCAUCACCUAGAAGCCCUGCAGAGCUCAAAAAGAAAAGAUGAAGGCAGAAUUACCAAGGCAGAAGAAGAAUUUCAAAAAGCACAGAAAGUGUUUGAAGAGUUUAACACGGAUUUACAAGAAGAGUUGCCAUCUCUGUGGUCACGACGAGUUGGCUUCUAUGUGAACACCUUCAAAAAUGUAUCCAGCCUCGAAGCCAAGUUUCACAAGGAAAUAGCUUUACUAUGUCACAAACUAUAUGAAGUGAUGACGAAGCUGGGAGAUCAGCAUGCAGACAAGGCCUUCACUAUUCAAGGGGCACCAAGUGACUCAGGCCCACUCCGCAUCGCGAAAACGCCUUCGCCACCGGAAGAGGUGUCUCCCCUGCCGAGCCCCACUGCCAGUCCCAACCACAUGCUGGCACCGGCCUCGCCGGCACCAGCCCGGCCUAAGUCACCCACGCAGCUGAGGAAAGGUCCGCCGGUUCCACCGCUGCCUAAGCUCACGCCCACGAAGGAGCUGCAACAGGAGAACAUCAUUAACUUCUUUGACGACAACUUUGUUCCAGAAAUCAACGUGACAACCCCAUCGCAGAAUGAAGUUCCUGAAACUAAGAAAGAAGAAUCUUUGCUAGAUUUGGACUUUGACCCUUUCAAGCCAGAAGUUGUAUCAACAGGAGUUACCCAUUCACCCAUGUCUCAGACAUUGCCAUGGGAUCUAUGGACGACAAGCAGCGAAUUGGUGCAGCCGGCAUCCAGCACAGCGUUUAACGGAUUUGCACAGGAUACCUCUGCAUUUACAGUGCAGCCAAAUGAGAAUGUGACAGAGCCUUUGCCUCAGGCUGAAGAAGCUCCACCUGGAGAACCCAAGGUCGAGGAAACCCCUGCAGCUGCUGUUGUGGAUCAGGAGAUUGUCCCUGCUGAGCCUGCUGAGCCCAUGGAGCAGGCUGUGGACAGUGUCGAGGCAGGGGAUAAGGAGACAUCUGGAGUUGCUGAGAAAGAAAGCGAGGUGGUACCAGUCGCCGAGGGGACUGCAGCAGAGGAAGAUGGUGAAGUAGCGGCAGGAGGAGCUGGUGAUGGCACUGCUGCUCCUGAGCAGGAGCUUGUGGCUGAAGGGGACAAACCUCAGGGAGAAGAAAAGGAGGCUGAUGCAUCUCAGGAAAAGGUCAGCAACAUCCCUUCGGUAGUAAUAGAGCCGGCAUCAAACAACGAAGGGGAGGGAGAAGAACAUGAAGUUGUUGUGAACGAGUCCAAAGAAGCUGCAGCAGAGAUGGUCACUCAGGGUGCUGACACUUUUCCCAGUGAUACUUCCCAAAUUGAGCAGAAACCUGCUGAAGAAAUCCAGGAGGCACCUUCUCAAGAUCAGCCUGUUCCAGCAGAAGAUGCGGCUUCUGUGAUGCCACCCGGCUUUCUCUUUAAGGUUGAAGUUCUACAUGACUUUGAGGCAGCUAACAGUGAUGAGCUUAAUUUAAAAAGAGGAGAUAUUGUACUAGUAAUUCCUUCUGAGACCACAGCUGAUCAGGAGGCUGGCUGGUUGACAGGCAUUAAGGAAUCCGAGUGGCUUCAGUACAGAGAUGCAAAUAGCUAUAAAGGACUUUUCCCAGAGAACUUCACACGCCAUCUGGAGUAGUUCUUCACUCUG
This is a messenger RNA of Colius striatus (speckled mousebird), 2064 nucleotides long. It is a transcript of the gene AMPH, whose product is annotated as amphiphysin. Gene Ontology annotation, cellular component: synaptic vesicle; plasma membrane; cytoplasm. Gene Ontology annotation, biological process: synaptic vesicle endocytosis. Lineage: Eukaryota; Metazoa; Chordata; Aves; Coliiformes; Coliidae. Gene Ontology annotation, molecular function: phospholipid binding; protein binding. The record is from RefSeq and is a predicted model, not a curated record. Bases 1 to 2052 code for a protein of 683 amino acids. The transcript is spliced from 22 exons.